Molecule: messenger RNA, 267 nt
Organism: Rotaria sordida
Lineage: Eukaryota; Metazoa; Rotifera; Eurotatoria; Philodinida; Philodinidae
Source: the annotation of a GenBank genome assembly
AUGUCAUCAUUUUCUGUUACUCUCACAUGUGCUUUUCUAUUAUGUUUCUGCAAUUUAGUCAGUGCUAAUAAUCUUGGCCCUUCUAUUGGAGGUGGCAUUGGCGGCCUUAUCGUAUUAAUCCUUGAUAUUAUCGCUAUUGUGGAUGUUCUUCGAUCACCUCGUGGUAUUGUUGGAAAAUUACUUUGGAUUUUACUUAUUAUACUCUUUCCUAUUGGAGGUUUAAUUAUAUGGGUACUUUGUGGACGAAAGACAACUGCAGUCGUUUGA